Molecule: messenger RNA, 351 nt
Organism: Colletotrichum abscissum
Lineage: Eukaryota; Fungi; Ascomycota; Sordariomycetes; Glomerellales; Glomerellaceae
Exons: 2
Coding region: 1-351 (116 amino acids)
Source: RefSeq, a predicted model, not a curated record
AUGGACUUCGGACUGGCCAAGACCAACGAGCUUGUAACCUUCGUGGGUGGCAGCGGAGGAGAUGGAGGCGAAGACGAAGAGCCCUGGAUGAACGACUGGGAGGCCGGUCAAGGCAAGCUUAGGAGUUGGUACAACAGGACCUUUGCGGACUGGAUCGGGUGCGUGAGCGAUGAUGAUGGCGCGGUGGACAUGGGCCAGAUAGACAAGCCGGGCGUCUCCUGUGGCAGUGAUCCCGCUAGCCUCGAGUUCCAGAAAGAGUACCGAGACGUUGCGGAGGGCUCGCAGCGCGCAACGAACAGCUCUACCACGGGCAGCGCUCCGCCACCAAAAGACAACAUUGACGGUGACUGA